Miscanthus lutarioriparius is the source of this 1302-nucleotide messenger RNA. Lineage: Eukaryota; Viridiplantae; Streptophyta; Magnoliopsida; Poales; Poaceae. The record is from the annotation of a GenBank genome assembly.
AUGGCGUCCUCCGCCCCCGGGAGAGGAGGAGGACAGCCGAUCCUACGGGCCGGGGUAGCGGCGGCGGCUGUGGCUGUGAUGCUAAUAGUUGGGGUGGAGCCGGCGGCGGCGUGCUACCCGCGCGUGUUCAGCUUCGGGGACUCGCUGACCGAUACCGGCAACUUCAGAUUCUACUACGGCAACAACUCCGGCGAGCCCGCGCUCCGGCCACCCUACGGCGAGACCUUCUUUCGCCGUGCCACGGGGCGCUUCUCCAACGGCCGCCUCGUCCUCGACUUCAUCGGCAUAAACUACAUACGCCCAUCAUCACUCGAUCGUUCGAUCAAAUUAGCCUCGGACACGAUGGGGCUCCCGUUCGUGCGGCCGUAUCUGAGCGGUCGGCGCGCGGAGGACUUCGCGUGCGGUGCCAACUUCGCCGUGGGCGGCGCCACGGCGCUCGGCCCGGACUUCUUCCGCUCCAGGGGUUUCGAAAUCGGCGACGGACGGGUGCACCUAGACUUGGAGAUGAAGUGGUUUCACGAUCUGCUUGAGCUCCUCUGCCGCAGCGGCCGCUCCGGGUGCUCAGACAUGAUGAGCCAAUCCCUCUUCAUCGUUGGAGAAAUUGGGGGUAAUGACUACAACCUACCUCUUCUCUCCAGAGUGCCGAUUGAAAAGAUCCACUCAUUCACACCAAGUGUCGUUGCCAAAAUUUCUUCAACAAUCACCGAAUUGAUUGGGCUAGGAGCCAAGACUCUGGUAGUUCCUGGGAACCUCCCAAUUGGGUGUGUCCCAAAAUAUCUGUUGAUAUUCAAGAGUGAUGACAAAGAAGAUUAUGAGCCAGAGACAGGCUGCCUCAGGUGGAUGAACGAAUUUUCAGAGUACCACAACAAGCUUCUCUUGGAGGAGCUGGAGAAGCUGCGCAAGCUUAAUCCUGGUGUGACUAUUAUCUAUGCUGACUAUUAUGGAGCUGCAAUGGAAAUUUUCCAUUCCCCUGAACGAUUUGGUAUCGAGGAACCUUUGGUGGCUUGCUGCGGUGGAGAAGGACCCUAUGGUGUGUCCCUUUCUACAGCCUGUGGAUAUGGAGAUUACAAGGUGUGUGAUAAUCCAGACAAGUAUGGCUCGUGGGAUGGUUUCCAUCCAUCGGAAGCUGCAUACAAAGCCAUUGCAUUGGCCUUUUGCGAGGGACAUACACACAACCAUCUAUUGCUUCCACCACCAGUUCCUGUCCACAGCUCACUGAGCUCGGCUCUUCUGUUGAAUACAAGUAUGGUUAAAGAUGUAAUGAUUUGGACAAUUUUGCCUGAUUACAGAGCUGCGGUGUAG